AUGUCGCUUGAAAAUAAAAAAUGUCUGCGCCUAUGGAUAGAUUGAAACAGUUGGAAUCGAUAGAAAAAGAUAUUGCCAGUGCUUUGCAGAGUGGAGGUCAAGCUAUAUUAGAAUUAAGUAAGGAGAAACCAAGUAUGAAGCAAGUCGAUACUCAUACAUCUACAUUUUUAAAAACAUUGGAAAAUGUUGAAAAUAGUCUUUCAAAACACAUCACUUAUCUUACGCAAGUAUCUACAGGACAAGCUCAUGAAGGUUCUAGUUAUGCCACUCAGAAAGUGAUGCAUAUGGCAUGGCACAGAUUGGAGCAUGCACGAUCCAGACUCACCGAUUUAGAAAGAAUUAAAAAUCAACAUCAACAAGCCAGCAGACAAUCAGCGUUACGACAGCAACCCCUAAAUACGUGAAGGAAUAUAUUUUUUCUAUUUAAUUAAGGCACAAAAACUUUUCAUUUUUUACAGAAAAUUUAAAAUUUGAGUAACUUUUA
Messenger RNA from Centruroides sculpturatus (bark scorpion), 484 nucleotides. RefSeq names its product mediator of RNA polymerase II transcription subunit 11-like (gene MED11). Gene Ontology annotation, molecular function: transcription coregulator activity. Lineage: Eukaryota; Metazoa; Arthropoda; Arachnida; Scorpiones; Buthidae. Gene Ontology annotation, biological process: regulation of transcription by RNA polymerase II. The transcript has 3 exons. Bases 21 to 404 code for a protein of 127 amino acids. Gene Ontology annotation, cellular component: mediator complex. The record is from RefSeq and is a predicted model, not a curated record.